AUGGCGGAGACCGCGCGCCUAACCCCAAGAUCUGAGUGCACGAAAGAUGCCCACCCCACAAACACAGCUACCAACGCGGUUAAGCAGCACCAAAUGAUCAGACACCCACAAAGUCCAGCCGCACGUACGCAUCCUGGCACCCUAACGGGACACCUACCUCGGGUGACUCUUCAAGCUCCCGGCUCCGGUAAGGGGAUGGAACAGCAACUAGCGGCGGAAAAAGGGGCACAGCAAGCCAAGCCAGCGCUUGCCCGAACAGCAGGGACCAUCAGCCCCCACUCCGCACCACGCCACCCUCUACACACACCGGGGUCCAGGUCCAGCGAGCCGGAUGCCGCACAUCACUCCCGGUAUGUCGUGCAGCACCUGUCAACUAGCCCCGCAGCAGCCGCAACACAGGCAGACCACCGGACAACAGUGUGA
Molecule: messenger RNA, 423 nt
Organism: Pelobates cultripes (western spadefoot toad)
Lineage: Eukaryota; Metazoa; Chordata; Amphibia; Anura; Pelobatidae
Source: the annotation of a GenBank genome assembly